AUGGCCAGGGCGCCGGAGCCAGGCAGGGAAGCGGGGCUGGUCAGGGAAGCGGAGCUGGUCAUGGUGCUGGUCAGGGAAGUGGCACUGGAGCUGGUUAGGGCGCCGGGGCUGGUCAGGGAAGCGGCGCUGGAGCUGGUCAGGGUGCCGGGGCUGGUCAGGGAAGUGGCACCGGAGCUGGUCAGGGUGCAGGGAAGCGGACAGGAAAGCUGCGCAGGAGCGGGUCAGGGCGCUGGAGCUGGUCAGGGAAGCGGACAGGGAAGCUGCGCAGGAGCUGGUCAGGGUGCUGGAGCUGGACAGGGAAGCUGCGCAGGAGAUGGUCAGGGCGCUGGGGCUGGACAGGGAAGCGGAGCUGGUCAGGUCGUUGGUCAAGGAAGUGGACAGGGAAGCAGCGCUGAUCAGGGUGCUGGAGCUGCACAGGGAAGCGGCGCUGGUCAGGGAAGUGGACAGGGAAGCGGAACUGGUCAGGGAUCUGUUCAGGGCGCGGGAGCUGGUCAGGAUGCUGGAGCUGGUCAGGGUGUUAAUGGAACGCGUUAG
Carassius carassius (crucian carp) is the source of this 534-nucleotide messenger RNA. RefSeq lists its product as uncharacterized. The transcript has a single exon. Lineage: Eukaryota; Metazoa; Chordata; Actinopteri; Cypriniformes; Cyprinidae. Bases 1 to 534 code for a protein of 177 amino acids. The record is from RefSeq and is a predicted model, not a curated record.